This is a messenger RNA of Lampris incognitus (smalleye Pacific opah), 3121 nucleotides long. It is a transcript of the gene ap3m1, whose product is annotated as adaptor related protein complex 3 subunit mu 1. The coding region runs from base 582 to 1838 and encodes 418 amino acids. Gene Ontology annotation, biological process: endocytosis; intracellular protein transport. The record is from RefSeq and is a predicted model, not a curated record. The transcript is spliced from 8 exons. Gene Ontology annotation, cellular component: clathrin adaptor complex; cytoplasmic vesicle. Lineage: Eukaryota; Metazoa; Chordata; Actinopteri; Lampriformes; Lampridae.
UCCAUGUCGUUUCAUAGCUAUUUCUAGGUAAGGGUAGAACCGCUUUUUGAUAUUUUUUUAGGAUGUUUUAACGCACCGGUAAUACCCCAGGCUUCUGCCCGACAGCUAUGGCUGGACGGAAAAGUCUGCCAUAUUGCCACAAAGUAAUAUUCCUGCCAUUACCAACUGGGUGCUGCAGGUAAAACUUUUUACCCGUCUGCAAAACCGAGGCCACAACGCUGUAGAUUCGGACAGUUCGUCGUAUUGUUGGGUGUUUGCGCGGGAACUUUAUUGACUUAAUUCAUUUUUGGCACCGAAUUAAAAAACAACAAAAAAAACUCGAGAGUUCAGAAAUGUGACUGCCAAUCCCAGCUCCCCUCCAGCUAACGGGCUCCCGGCGGUGUUCGCUGAAUGACGAGCGUCGACUUCCUUCACCGCCUUCGCGUCGACACUGGUUUUGGGUACAACGGGCGAACUGAUUAUUAGGACUUUUAAGAACUUUUAGAUCUCCAGUUUGUCAAUCUCUGUCUCGCCCUCUCUCCCCCCACCACCACCGUCACCGGCUGACACGCAACACCGGCGACAACCUCGUUGCCGCUGCGAUGAUCCACAGCCUGUUUCUGAUUAACCAGUCGGGAGACAUCUUCCUGGAGAAGCACUGGAAGAGCGUCGUCAGCCGCAGCGUGUGCGACUACUUCUUCGAGGCGCGAGAGAAAGCCGCGGAGCCGGAGAAUGUGCCCCCCGUCCUGCAGACGCCGCACCACUACCUCAUCAGCAUCUACCGGGACAAGCUGUUCUUCCUCUCGGUCAUCCAGACGGAGGUGUCCCCGAUGUUCGUGAUCGAGUUUCUGCACAGGGUGGCAGAGAUGUUUCAGGACUAUUUUGGAGACUGCUCAGAGAUGGUUAUCAAGGACAAUGUGGUGAUUGUGUACGAGUUAUUGGAAGAGAUGCUAGACAAUGGCUUCCCUCUGGCGACAGAGUCCAACGUCCUGAAGGAAAUGAUCAGACCUCCCACCAUUCUGCGAUCGGUUGUCAAUACACUCACAGGAAGUAGUAAUGUCGGAGAGACAUUGCCAACAGGUCAGCUGUCAACUAUCCCAUGGAGGCGAGCUGGUGUAAAAUACACUAAUAAUGAGGCGUAUUUUGACGUUAUAGAGGAAAUCGAUGCCAUUUUGGAUAAAUCAGGUACAACAGUGUUCGCUGAAAUCCAGGGUGUAAUUGACGCUUGCAUAAAGCUCUCUGGGAUGCCUGACCUGACUCUGUCAUUUAUGAAUCCACGUCUCCUCGACGAUGUGAGUUUCCACCCUUGUGUGCGGUACAAGCGAUGGGAGUCUGAGCGCGUCCUUUCUUUCAUCCCGCCAGAUGGGAAUUUCACACUCAUGACCUAUCAUGUCAGCGCACAGAACCUUGUGGCUAUCCCAGUGUAUGUGAAGCACAGCAUCAGUUUCUUUGAGAGUGGUUCUUGUGGUCGCCUGGACCUCACAGUUGGUCCCAAGCAGACUAUGGGAAAGAUGGUUGAGGCUGUGAUGGUCACUAUACAUAUGCCAAAAGCCGUGCUCAGCGCCAACCUCACCGCCGUACAGGGAAGCUAUACUUAUGACCCCGCUACUAAGGUGUUGGUGUGGGACAUUGGGAAACUGAACCCCCAAAAGCUCCCUAACUUGCGAGGCAGUCUGAGUCUGCAGGCAGGAGCCCCCAGACCUGAAGAGAACCCUUCGCUCAACAUCAGCCUGAAAAUACAGCAGCUGGCAAUAUCAGGGCUGAAGGUGAAUCGGCUCGACAUGUAUGGAGAGAAGUACAAGCCUUUUAAAGGGGUAAAAUAUGUAACGAAAGCAGGGAAAUUCCAAGUGCGGACAUGAGUAAUGGCUGCGAUGGACCGGAGGUCAGCAAUCCAAUGUGCCAAAUAUGGGUCAUGGCUACUUCCCCCAGUGUGUGCUCUUCGAUAGGCCUUUCAUAUCCCCCAGCUCACUGUGGAUUAAAGAACAGAAUCGCUUGCUUAAAGGUUAUUUAUUUUGUGCACAGCCUUCUAAAUCAUGUGAUGGGAGUUUCUUGCCUGCAAAGGGAAGCCUUAAUAAUCAAUGUGUGACGUUUUAGAAGCGUUAUCACUUUAUAUAGUCUUAUUGUGCUGCAUUAUGUAGACCAGCUGUGCCACGGAGAGCUGCGUAUAUGCAGGUUUUCUUCCCAACCCAACACGACCAACAUCUGGUUAGUGAAACCAACGGGUGUGUCUUUGGAUUGGAAAUGACCUGCGUAAACAUGGUCCUCCAUGGUAUAUUGUUGAGUGUCGAUGAUAGAGACCAUUCCCUCUUCUUCUGGACCACUGUGGGGUUUUUUUUCCCCCUAUUUGUUUUCUUUUAGGCUACUUGAGGCCAUCCGGGUGCCGCCUUAAGGGAAUUUCCAAGUAUUAUGGCCUCGAAAAGGAAAACUAGGUCUUGCAGUCUACAUAUUCACAAACAAGCCAGCACAACUGUCCUGCACUUCAACUUUGAACACACUUAUGGAAUCUUAACCCGCAUGUUGCUUGAGAGUAAUCAGCCAUAGAUGUCUUGUUUUUUGUAAACCUUUAUACAUAUUGACAUAACUUAGACAGUUUUCUAUAUGAGAAGUUUAUUUUUUUGAGAAUCUAAUGUCCUAUUUUCUUAGCUUCUGUCACUUUCCUCAAUGCAGACACUUUUGCACACAUUCACUCCUAAAUGCGGCCCCGAGGGUUGUCGGGUACAUCAAGGUAACCAUGUACAGCACACUACUUUGUCACCAGGCAGCGGAGGCCCAUAAAGGAAGCAAACAGCUCGGCCUGUUUUGGGUUACCAAGGUUCCGUGUGACCCUAGACUAGAGGAACCUUCUGCACAUCGUCACGCCUAUCGGAGGCAUGGAUAGAUUGACCAAGGUUAUGAUAAAAUACCCCAGGGAGGUCGCAGAGAUCACGUUCUGGGCAACCUCUGUGGGCGGUUUUCCAAAAAGCGGUCGUAUGAAAUUCCAGAAAACCUCACUUAAACUGGAAUGCAGUGUCCUUCAGCCAACGCAGCCUUUGCACAAUCACAUGUACACGUUGGGAAUUUUAACCUCUGAAAUCACCUCUAUAAAGUUGAACCUGUAUCAGCGUGUUGGAGUUCUUAAUAAAGCUUCGUGUGUGUGAUGAUU